Molecule: messenger RNA, 1335 nt
Organism: Dermatophagoides pteronyssinus (European house dust mite)
Lineage: Eukaryota; Metazoa; Arthropoda; Arachnida; Sarcoptiformes; Pyroglyphidae
Product: E3 ubiquitin-protein ligase HUWE1-like
Source: RefSeq, a predicted model, not a curated record
AUGACGGCUUUAAGUCUUGCUCUAACACGAACAACAUUACUGACGAAUUCACUGAAACAGACUCGGACAUCAACCAUGAAUAUCUCAACCAAAGAGUUGAACCACUCGAUCUUGAUAAAUUUGAUGAUAAGGCAACAGCCGAUUCUUUUGUUAAGUUCUUUCAAUUUAUUACUGUUCGUAGCUACUUCGCUCAUCAGCUUCGAUAACAAGAGAUCUUAUUUCAGACUUCGUAUUAUUCAGCUCAAAAAUUGGUCUGCUAAAGACCAAAUAACUCUGAUUGUGAACCGAGAAAACAUUUUACAUGACACUUUUACACAACUGCUAGAACACAAAAACUACAUUUCAAAUUUCUCGAUUAUUUUCGAAGGUGAAGAAGGUGUCGAUGAGGGCGGAUUAACUCGUGAAUUUUACCGACUUCUAUCUAAGGAAAUUUUCAACCCUGAUUACUGUAUGUUUGUGAAAGUCAGCGACAAAGGCACGGAUUACCACAUCAAUCCUCUCAGUCGCAUUGACCCAGAUCAUCUAGAAUGCUUCAGGCUUAUUGGACUCAUUACAGCUAAAUGUUUGUUUGACGGCUACUAUUUGGAUGCUCACUUUACCCGUCCACUUUACAAAAUAAUAGUUGGAAAAACUUUAACUCCUUCUGAUUCACAGUUCAUUGACGAACAGUACUACACGAACUUGCAGCAACUGCUGGACAACUCUAUAGAAAAUUUGGGGCUGGAGCUGUACUUUAAUAUCGACAUUGUAGAGUUUGAUCAGAUAAAGACAACUGAGCUCAUUCCAAACGGAAACAACAUCCCCGUUACUGACGACAACAAGUUGGAAUACGUAAACUUGCUUUGCGAGUUUAAGUGUCUCAGAGGGAUCAAGGAACAGGUAACCGCUUUCAUGAAAGGCUUUAACAGCUUGAUUCCGAGGUUCUUAAUUUCUAUUUUCGACGAAAUGGAAAUCGAACUUCUCAUUUGUGGAUUGCCAGACAUUUCCAUUGACGACCUGCAAGCUCAUACAAUAUACAGCAACUAUGUAAAAGAAGAUAAGACAAUCAUUCACUUUUGGGAAGUGUUGCGAGAAUUCGAUACUAAUCAGGUCGCUUCUUUUCUCCAGUUCGUAACGGGUUCUGGUAAAGUACCUUUAGGCGGGUUCAAGAACCUGAUGGGCAACAAUGGAAUUCAAUAUUUCACCAUCACCAAGGUCGACAACGUAAAUCGACUCCCCACAGCCCACACUUGCUUCAACCAACUCGAGCUUCCUAGCUAUGAGUCAAAGGAAAUUUUAAAAACUAAGCUUUUGCAAGCUAUUAUGGAAGGUCGAGACGGCUUUGGCUUUACCUAA